Molecule: messenger RNA, 3216 nt
Organism: Myripristis murdjan (pinecone soldierfish)
Lineage: Eukaryota; Metazoa; Chordata; Actinopteri; Holocentriformes; Holocentridae
Product: serine/threonine-protein kinase BRSK2-like
Exons: 21
Coding region: 12-2738 (908 amino acids)
Biological process (GO): protein phosphorylation; intracellular signal transduction
Cellular component (GO): cytoplasm
Molecular function (GO): protein serine/threonine kinase activity; ATP binding
Source: RefSeq, a predicted model, not a curated record
CCAGGUAAAAAAUGUCAUCGUCGGGCAAGGACAACAGCGGUCAUUAUGCCAACUAUGUGGGACCCUACCGGCUGGAGAAGACGCUCGGCAAAGGACAGACAGGCCUUGUGAAGCUGGGCGUCCACUGUGUCACGUGUCAGAAAGUCGCCAUAAAGAUUGUCAACAGAGAGAAACUCAGCGAGUCUGUUCUUAUGAAGGUGGAGCGGGAGAUAGCCAUUCUGAAACUCAUAGAGCACCCCCAUGUUUUAAAGCUGCAUGACGUCUACGAAAACAAGAAAUACCUGUACCUGGUGCUAGAGCACGUGUCUGGCGGGGAGCUUUUCGACUACCUGGUGAAGAAGGGGAGGUUAACACCUAAAGAGGCUAGGAAGUUCUUCAGACAGAUCAUCUCUGCUCUGGACUUCUGCCACAGCCACUCCAUAUGCCACAGAGAUUUGAAGCCAGAGAACCUGUUGUUAGAUGAGAAGAACAACAUCAGGAUAGCAGACUUUGGCAUGGCGUCUCUGCAGGUCGGGGACAGUCUGCUGGAGACCAGCUGUGGAUCUCCACACUAUGCCUGCCCAGAGGUUAUCAGGGGAGAGAAGUACGAUGGAAGGAAAGCAGAUGCAUGGAGCUGUGGAGUCAUCCUCUUUGCACUUUUAGUGGGCGCCCUGCCGUUUGACGAUGACAACCUGAGGAACCUUUUGGAGAAGGUGAAGCUAGGAGUGUUCCACAUGCCUCACUUCAUCCCCCCAGAUUGCCAGAACCUUCUCCGCGGCAUGAUUGAGGUGGACGCCGGCAAGAGACUUACGUUAGAACAAAUCCAGAAGCAUACGUGGUAUCUAGCGGGGAAGAAUGAGCCUGAGCCAGAGCAGCCUUUACCCAGGAAAGUGGCUAUCAGGAUGCUGGCUUCAGCUGAGGAGAUAGACCCUGAUGUUCUGGAGAGCAUGCACUCUCUGGGCUGCUUCCGAGACAAGACCAAACUCAUCAAGGACCUCCUGUCUGAGGAUGACAACCAGGAAAAGAUGAUCUACUUCCUCCUGCUGGACCGCAAGGAAAGGUAUCCAAGCCACGAGGACCAGAACCUUCCCCCUCGCAACGAGAUAGCAGACCCUCCCAGGAAGCGCGUGGAUUCGCCCAUGCUCAGCCGCCAUGGCAAGAGGAGACCAGAGAGGAAGUCAAUGGAGGUGCUCAGCGUUACAGAAGGAGGCUCUCCUGUACCCGUACGACGAGCCAUCGACAUGGCUACCCAUGGACAGAGCAAAUCUGUUUUCAGUAAAAGCUUGGAUAUCACAAACGCUAACUGCAGCAAGGAAGAAAGAUCACGGUCCAUCAGCGGAGCGUCCUCCGGCCUGUCCACCAGUCCUCUCAGCAGUCCCAGGCCUGUCAGGCGGUUUUUCAUCCCGCCCCAGUCCCCAGACCUUUGUCAGUCCCCCAACUGCAGUCCCACUCACUCCCCAGAGGUUCGCCUUAAUGGGGUGGGGCCACGUGCACACAACUCCUACCAGCCAAAGAUGGGGUCUCCCCUCAUGCAUCCCCGCACGCAGACUCUCCCUGCUAAGCCCAAAGUCUCAGAAAAGCCCCUCCAGACCACCAGGUCCAACCCCCUGCCCAAUACAGCUGAGAGCCCCACAGCUCCCAAGUCAGAGCCAUCAACACCAAGCCAGCCCCUAGCCCCCUGUAUUCCCAACAGCCCCAGGGUGAGACGCCAUCCUCCCCUCACUGUCCCCCCAAAGCUCUCCAUCCCUCUGUCCCCCGUGCCUCCUAUGUCGCCCCUCCGUCGCCACCACCUCCACCCUGACCACAACGGAAAAUCUGUCCCCAUCACGCAGGUGACCCCCCACCCCUCCCCCAGAGGGAGCCCUCUCCCCACUCCCAAAGGCACCCCGGUGCACACGCCUAAGGACAGCCCUGCUGGCACUCCCAGCCCCACACCACCCCCCAGCCCCUCCAUCGGAGGUAUGCCCUGGAGGACGCGCCUCAACUCCAUCAAAAACAGCUUCCUGGGCUCACCUCGUUUCCAUCGCAGGAAAAUGCAAGUUCCCACCCAGGAAGACAUGUCCAGUCUCACCCCAGAUUCCUCUCCAGAACUGGCUAAGAAGUCGUGGUUUGGCAACUUCAUCAACCUGGAGAAAGAGGAGCAGAUCUUCAUAGUGAUCAGAGACAAGCCUCUCAGCUCAAUAAAGGCAGACAUUGUCCACGCCUUCCUCUCUAUCCCCAGUCUGAGCCACAGUGUGAUCUCUCAGACCAGUUUUCGGGCUGAGUACAAGUCCACAGCUGGUCCAACGGUUUUCCAGAAGCCAGUCAAGUUCCAGGUUGACAUCACCUACACCGAGAGCACCAGCGCCACCAAGGAGAACGGCAUCUACUCCGUCACUUUCACCUUGUUGUCAGGUCCCAGCCGACGUUUUAAACGUGUGGUCGAGACCAUCCAGGCCCAGCUGCUCAGCUCCAACGACCAGCCCGGCGGCCAGCCCCAGAUAUCUGAUGGCUCUCAGCACUCAGCCACUUUGCCCAGUAAAUCUUCGAAGCGUGGCAGCCCGUUGAGUAACUUCUUUGACGUAAUUAAACAGCUUUUUUCAGACGAGAAGAACAUCCAAGCGUCCCACUCCCCCGGUGCCCCCGCCACGCCUAGCUCCCCCGCCAAGCAUGCCCCCAGCAGCAAGCCCAACCAGCCCCCGCCCAAUGACUCUAAAUGCCCCCCCGGCAAAGACAAAACAAAGAUGGCCGCCAGCAACAGGACACAGGAACAACCUUAAGGAGUGGUAGCUGUGCAUGACUAGAUGCUAACCAGUUGUCAGGUCAUUAAACACAAACAAACCCCCCGAGAAGAGAAUGACAAAGGAGAGCUGCUAACUUUGCGCUUUAGUUAGGAGUGUUGAAAAAAAGAAAUGGAAAAAAAAACAAAAACAAAAGAAAAAUCUACUUUUUUGCCUAUAAACUUUUGUACUGUAUAAUGGGAAUGGCUAUUUCAGUUAAAAAAGUUGAUCAGUAUUUUACAAUAAGUAGCAAAUGUAGCUUUGUCCCCCAACUCCCUCAACCCCCCAUGUCCCUCUCUGUGUCCCGGGGGUCUGUCAGUGGGUGUGUGUGCGCUCGUCACGUGUGUGAUGGCUUGACUUGUCUCUACCACCAGGGAUCAUCCAUAAAAACUAUUAAUGCCAACCUCUCCGCUCUUGAAGACCGGCCCAACUGCGGCCAGCCGACACCCAGAGAGCCAGAAACAGAAGAAAAGAAAGA